AUGGCAGAACGAAACAUUAGUCGACCGUGGUCGGAAGAAGAGGAUCGUCAACUGCGCGAGGCGGUCGGCCAGUUUGGAGAACAUGACAACUGGAAGACAAUAGCACUCCAUGUGCCCGGGAGAACUAACAAGGCCUGCAGAAAGCGCUGGCUCCACUCCCUUCAACCCAGUGUCAAGAAAUCCGCCUGGACGCCGAAUGAAGAUGAACAGCUCUUAACCCUGUACAAAGAGCAUGGGCCCAAAUGGUCCCUAAUCGCUCGUUCAAUCCCUGGCAGAACCGAUGAUGCAUGUUCCAAACGAUAUCGAGAGUCGCUGGAUCCGAAUCUCAAGAAAGAUCAGUGGACUCCUGAGGAAGACGCAAAGCUCGUGGAAGUCUACGGUCGUCUUGGUGGUAAGUGGGGACAAGUUGGCCAGGAAUUGCAACGCAGUGGGCUAGGAUGCAGGAAUAGAUGGAGGCUCUUAGAGCGCAAGAGCAAAUCCAGGGUGUCGCAACAUUCAAGUCCUAUAGCAUUUGCUAUUCAAGAGAUGCCACCUCCCGCUCAAGAGACAUCACGCAACCCCCUUCCUCCUGAGGAACAAGUCCCUACCCAGACUCCCUGGCCACCAUACUACCCACCAGAAGCUUAUCCCACAUUCCCGAUCGACGACGAACCACGGAUAGGACACCAAUUCCGCGAACCCACGCCGGAGAAGUUGGAUCUCCCAGACCCACAGGUGGCUCCAUUCAAGUUCUCGUCAUCAUCCCUAAGUGCGGCGUUAUCGGAUCCUCCCAGGGCGCCUCCACCACUGCCACCCGUCAGCGCCUUCAACACUCCUGAGCUCCUCAUUCAUGAUAGUUUACAUGAUUCGGAGAGGCAACCGUCCCUUUCCCCUUUAUCACAGUGCAAUGGAAUGCCUGAAAUGAACGAUGUCCUCAUGUCGCUGGACGACUGUCAACAGACCAUGGAGCAGCAGCGUACCACUGAUGUCGCAAUAACCCAAUCUCCCUAUGCUUCGUCCUCUGGUAGAUUCAACAUCCUCGGUUUGCACGCUAUGGAAUACGCACCUUACUAUUCAGCCUCGCCCAUUUCCUUUGCCAUGGACAUAAAUCGUCCUUUCGAAUCUCCUUUUAUCGAGAACAGUCAAUGGAAAGCUCGGAAUAUGUCCUAUGAGUCCGACGUGGAUAAUUCACCACGAAGCGUGCUUGAUGGGCUCACGGUUUGGAAUGAAGGUCAUGACGACCAGUCUUCUACCUCCUCGACGCCGUACAACUUCUCGACGCAGUUAUCUCCAACUGCAAGUCCUUACCCCAUCUCUCCGGUCGAUCUUCCGUCUGUAGACAACUUGGCAACUGGCUCUUUGCUUUUCGCGCCGCCUGAUAGUCGAGGACCUGGCCUUAUACGGCGAGGCAGGAAAACUUCCAGGAGGACGAAGCCAUCAAUUAAACUCGCCGUCACGACACGUUUAUCUUCUCAGCUUCCUUUAUCCAACGAUCCCAACAUGCGACCCUAUGCCUGCGGACACCCUUCGUGUUGGCCGAUAGGCCAGGAAACGAGUUCCCAUUGUUUUGCUACCUCUGGAGAGCUGCUCGACCACACCAAAGAUGACCAUACAGAAGAGGAACCUUCAGAGAAACCAUUUAGGUGCGCGUUGCCUGGAUGUGGGAAAUCUUGGAAGUCAAUUAAUGGCCUCCAGUACCAUCUCCAGAUUUCUGCCGCCCACUUCACGCAUGCAUUAUUCUCAAGGUUCGCACAACAGCCAGCAACGCCAGACCAGCACACAUCUUCCCUAAGUAUUGAUGGUGAAGUCGAUGCAUCGGACCCCGACCGCAAGUACAUGUGCCCUCGGGAGGGCUGUUUCAAGGCCUACCGUCAACCAAGCGGCCUACGAUAUCACAUCAAACACGGUCACCCAACAGAUAUACCUGCUCAGCUCCCUUUGGUACCACCUGCGUUGGAAAGGCAGAUACCCACGAAAGCGAAGAAGCUCCGUGCCAAACCCGUCUUCGAAGUGCCCGCUCCCCUUGCAAGUUGA
Messenger RNA from Cyclocybe aegerita, 2013 nucleotides. NCBI's taxonomy places the organism in Eukaryota, Fungi, Basidiomycota, Agaricomycetes, Agaricales, Hemipholiotaceae. The record is from the annotation of a GenBank genome assembly.